Aspergillus neoniger CBS 115656 is the source of this 963-nucleotide messenger RNA. Its product is annotated as HMG-box domain-containing protein. The record is from RefSeq and is a predicted model, not a curated record. NCBI's taxonomy places the organism in Eukaryota, Fungi, Ascomycota, Eurotiomycetes, Eurotiales, Aspergillaceae. The transcript is spliced from 3 exons. Bases 1 to 963 code for a protein of 320 amino acids.
AUGCCUUUGAACCUAGCUCGGUGCGGAGGGGGUGUUCUCCAACACCUCCAGCUUAGCGAGGCCUUCUCUCGUCCCGUUCGCCAGGCCAUCUCUCAGAGCCAUGUUAGACGCAUGUCCCUCGCCGCUCUGAGUCGCUUCUCGACCCCCAAUGUCAGAUAUGCACCUCUUUCCGCUGCCCUCUCCAGACACCUGACCAGCGGCUAUGCGACUGCGGCUUCCCCCAAGGGGCGCGCCAGCACCAAAUCGACUUCCACCAAGACGACCAAGUCUACGAAGUCCACCAAGUCUACCAAGAAGCCCCGGGCAAAGAAGGUGCUCACCGAUGAGCAGAAAGCCGCCAAGAAGGAAGCUAAGGAGAAGAGCGACUUGAGACAGCUUGUGAAGCAGCUGAAGGCCGCGUCUCUUACGCCGCCCAAGAGGCUCACCAACCACUUCACCCUGACUAUGCUGAGCAAGCUUGAGGAGGUCAAGAAGGAAGGAAAGGGAUUGAAGGGCAAGGAGGCAUUCAAGGAGGCCGCCGACCGUGCCAAGAACAUCAGUGAAGCCGAGCGCGAGCAAUUUGUCGCUACUGCUGCUACCAACAAGGAAGCUUACGAGAAGGAAUACAAGGAGUGGCUCGACUCGCACAGUCCCUUGGAGAUUAAGCAAGCCAACGACGCCCGGCGAAGACUCGCCCAGAUUCAGAACAAGAAGUUCUUCCCUCUCCAUGACCCUCGCCUGGUCAAGCGCUCCAAGAUCGCGUAUUUGUUCUAUGCCGAGGAACGCCAUCAGGCUGGUGACCUCAAGUACAUGUCCAUCCCCGAGCGUGGUGUGCGGAUUGCGGAAGAAUGGCGAGGCAUGACCGCUGCAGAGAAACAGAAAUACGUGCGACUUCAAGAAGUUGAUGCCGACCGGUACGCCCGGGAAUACAAGGUCGUCUAUGGCGAGGAUCCCCCCUAUGUGGGAAAGAACGCGACUAAAUGA